AUGGCACAGGCAGGGCCAUGGCUCCCCGGGCAGGGCUCGCUGCUGCGCGCCACUGGCCAUGGAGAGGUGUGGGCAGACUGGAGCCCGACUGCCAAGUUUGCACAGUUCGGCUGGAGGUGCACCACCAACGAAAGCAGUUAUUCGCACAAAACCCUCAUGGGGAACUGGAACGAGGAGCGAUUCAAUAUCCAGAAAGUCGUGCAGCCCAAGCCCCUUGCUUCCCAGUAUUCUCACUGCUUUGAAACGACUUACUCUUCAGAUUUCGACAAGGGAAAGCAUCAAAUAACGAGAAGAUUUAAGCGAGAACCUCACUGGUUUCCAGGCCACCAGCCUGAGUUGGAACCGCCUCCUUUCAAACCAACUGAGCAGUCCUGCUACAUGAUCGACUACAGGCCUCCAUAUGAGAGCAUUUCCUUUGCUGACGUCCCAGGCUCAGAGAAAGAGGAGGAGGAUGCGGAAAAAAUAACAGCAAAGCUACAGCCUGUGCCUCCAGAGUGA
Messenger RNA from Tinamus guttatus (white-throated tinamou), 498 nucleotides. RefSeq names its product cilia and flagella associated protein 68 (gene CFAP68). The record is from RefSeq and is a predicted model, not a curated record. Gene Ontology annotation, cellular component: nucleus. Gene Ontology annotation, biological process: flagellated sperm motility. Lineage: Eukaryota; Metazoa; Chordata; Aves; Tinamiformes; Tinamidae.